AUGACCCGACGGGGUGCGCGGGCACUUUAGAGGAUUCCCGGCUCCCGCGAGUUAGCUCUGCACCUCCGCGCGCCGCGCCACUUGUUCCUGCCCGCUCCCCGCGCAGCCCGCUCCCUACCGAACCCCAGGUGCUCGACUGGGCACUGCGUCUUCCGGAGUGCAGCAGAGAUCGUGGCGGCGCCUAGAGAGAUGCCUGGAAAGGUGUGUAAGGGCACGCAACCGAACUCCAAGCGGGCACUGGCAGAGCUGGAAGUUGAGUGCGCCGCCCAGCUCAGGAGAAUUGGCAACAAACUGAAUCCCCUGGGCUGUGCCACGGAGAUCCGGGCGAUACUUGGAGAGAUGCCUGGGAAGAAGGCUCGGAAGAGCGCACAGCAGGGUCCACCACGGGCCCCGGCAGAGCUGGAAGUCGAGUGUGCUGCUCAGUUUAGGAGAAUUGGAGAUAAACUGAAUUUUCGGCAGAAACUUAUGAAUUUGAUUUCUAAACUCUUCAGUUUGAUAACCUGACUCCUUCAAAAGCUUUUGCAUGAAGGGACUUCUUUCAAAAGAAAGUAUCCCCAGUAGGUGCCAAUCUUAUUGAUUAGAGGGAAGAUUACAUUGUAAUUGAGAGAAAUGUGAAAGAACAUUCACUUGCUUCAGGCUGGCUGCCUUUGGAAAGGAAAGAUGGAAUAUAAAGGGCUUUGAACAGAGGGGAACAGAGGGAAGUAAUCAAUACUCCCACCCUUCCCUGUACUAGGGAUUGAACACAGCAUCUUUGCACUGAUCUACAUCCCUAGCUCCCCACUUUUUUUUUCAAUUUUGAGAAAGGUUCUUAAGUAGCCGAAGUUGGCCUCAGACAUGCAGUCCUCCUGUGUCAGUCUCCCAGUGCACUGCGAUUAUAGGCAUGUACCACCAUGGCUCUCUUUUUUGAUUAGAGAAUUGUUCUUGUAUUUUUGCUGUAGGUUUUUGGCGAGUGUAGUGUAAAAGAUGAUGGCGAAUGAUUACACUGGGCAGAGGGGAAGAAAUAGUUCACUGUUUUCUUUUCAGUGACCACUCCAGAACUACAUAAAAUACAGAAUUUGGUUUAUACAUAUAAUCUUAGUAAGAGGAAGAAUUUCCUUCUGAUAACACUGAAAGCCAUAGUGAAUGUUGGUUUCAUAAGUCACUGCAAAAUAAUUUUUUUAAAAAUUUGGAUUGUAUUCUUUCUGUUCAGAUCAUUUUUAAGUAUGUUCCUGUGGGCAUUGACUGGAAAGUAUGGAAAGCUAGAAAAUACCUUAAAAAUUGAAUAGAAGUAUAGGAAGAUUACUUGGUACCGGUAAAACAUUUUUGGUACUGGAGAUUGAGCCCAGGCCCUUCACACUGAGUUGCAUUCUCGGCCCUUUAUUUUGAAUGAGGAUGCUCAGUCACUAACUUGCCUGGGUUGGGCUUCAAUUUAGGAUCCUCCUGCCUCAGCCUCCUAGAGUGCUGGAAUUAGAGGAGUGUACUACCACACUGGCUAGUGUCAGUAAAACUCUUACAGAUUGAAUAUUAAAUGGUAAAGACCUUGAAGUUUUUGUUUUGUUUUUUUUUUGAGACAGGGUUUUCAUAUAUAUUCAACAAACUCAAACUCACAGUGAUCCUCCUGCCUCAGCCUUCUGAGUUCUACAAUUAUAGGUGUGCGCCACCAUGCCUGGCUUUAUUUUGAUUUUUGGUUAAGAGCUUGGGGAUUUUUAUAUAGAGAAGGAUAAUGAAAAAAAGAGAACUUGACUUUUUAAUUGAUGUAAUUAAAACUUAGUAAAACAUAAUUUUCUAGAAAUUUCUGUGGUGCUCUUUCACACUAGUUAUACAUACUAUAGAAAGUGAUCUUUUAAAAGAAACCUGAAUAUUUUCAUAAUUGGAAUGUAUUUUUAAAAAGAACAGAUAUUUCUCAUCAAGAAUGAAAAUCUCAUAAUUAUGUAUAUGUAUAUAAAGACAUGUGCAUACCUGUAUAGGUAAUAUACAUUAGAGUAUUAUGUAGAUUCUUAGAAGAGUUUCAUUUAGUUUCAUGGGCUAUAAACAUGAAACAAACUAUUCAAUAGCAAAACAAAUCUUAUUAAAAAUAGGCUCAAAGAAGAAAGAAAUGGCUUACAGAUACAUGAUUCAGAGAAAUCCAAAUGAAAAGCACAAUUAGGUAUCACCUAAUACCUGCUAACUUGGCCAUUUUAAAAAACAAUAAUUACAAAUGUUGAGGAUGUGGAAAAAAGGGAAGGAACACUUAUAUAUAUCCAUGAUGGUGGUGUGAAUUAGUAAAACCAUUUUGGAAAACAGUAUAAAGGUUCCUUGAAAAAGUAGAAGCGACCGUGUGACUCACCCGUCCCACUAAUGGGUAUACACUUAAAGGAAUUGAGAGCAGUAUUCCGAGAGAUGGCUGUGCUCUUGUGUUCACUGCAGUAUUUGUUUUUUUAGUAUUAUUUGUAAUAGUUAUGGGAUAGAAACAACCUGUGUCAUAAUGGUAUACUAUUCAGUCUUUUCUAAAAACAGGAAAUGCUGUCAUUUGUUAAAACCUAGAGGACAUUAUGGUAGGUGAAAUAAACCAGCUACAGAGACAAACAUGGUUUUAAAUAUAUAUAUAUAUAUGGUAAUCUAUAAAAGUCAAAUUUGACAGUAGAGAGUAGGAUGGUGGUUACCAGAGCCUGGUUAGAAGUGGGGCGGGGGGGAUAGGCAAAGGGGGAAAGGGAGACACUGGUCAAUUAGAAAUGAGUUCUGAUGUUUUCCUAUAUAGCAGGGUGAUUGUAGUUACUGUAUAUUUCAAAAAAAACUCAAAGGAUUUGAAAUGUUCUCACCACAAGAAAUAAAUAUUUGAGGCAAUGAACAUACUAAUUACUCUGAUUUGAUUAUUCCACAAUGUACCCGUGUAUUGAAAAAUUUUACCCCAUAAAAGUACAAUUUAUCAUUUAAAGUAAAAUUUAAAAAUACCAAAAAGAGGAAAUAAUAUCAUGUUUGAAUUUCACUAGGAAUAUUAUUUAUUUUACCUAUUUAUAAUUAAAAUAUUUUUUUGUUUUAGUUUGAAAACAUGUAUUAGUUGCAUUUUUGCUGUAAGACAAAGGUUGCGUAACUACUUGAGGUUUUUUUGGGUUUUUUUACUACUUGAGUUCUUAACAGUAAGAAUAUAGGCUAGUCACUUUGGAUGAAAAAUUAUACCUCAGCAUCUGGCUGUUUUUAGUAUUUCUUAAGAUUGUUGCAAAGAUUGUGGGCUUUUUUUUUCUUUUUUCCUAGGGGUGAUAUUUUGUCAUGAGUAUUUAUGGCCUGUAACUGUAUUUAUAUGUAUGUACAUAUGAAAGUUGAUCACUGUAGUGAACAAUUAAAAUUUAUCACAAUUC
This is a messenger RNA of Heterocephalus glaber (naked mole-rat), 3314 nucleotides long. It is a transcript of the gene Pmaip1, whose product is annotated as phorbol-12-myristate-13-acetate-induced protein 1. Gene Ontology annotation, biological process: positive regulation of apoptotic process; release of cytochrome c from mitochondria; apoptotic process. Gene Ontology annotation, cellular component: mitochondrion. The record is from RefSeq and is a predicted model, not a curated record. NCBI's taxonomy places the organism in Eukaryota, Metazoa, Chordata, Mammalia, Rodentia, Bathyergidae.